Messenger RNA from Xiphophorus hellerii (green swordtail), 959 nucleotides. RefSeq names its product trypsin-like. The coding region runs from base 1 to 753 and encodes 250 amino acids. The record is from RefSeq and is a predicted model, not a curated record. Lineage: Eukaryota; Metazoa; Chordata; Actinopteri; Cyprinodontiformes; Poeciliidae. Gene Ontology annotation, biological process: proteolysis. Gene Ontology annotation, molecular function: serine-type endopeptidase activity. The transcript is spliced from 6 exons.
AUGGCUCUGCUGAAGGUUCUGCUGCUGCUGGGGCUGGGUGCUUCAGUGAACUCAGAUGUUUCUCUGCAGAAGAGAAUCAUUGGAGGUCAAAACUGUCAUGACACGGAGCGUCUUUAUCAUGUUCGACUGGAGAGCAGCAAGGGUGAUAAUAAUUACCGCUGUGGAGGAUCUCUGAUCCACCCUGAGUGGAUCCUGACUGCAUCUCACUGCUGGCAGUUUGGGCCAGGAUGGCAUAACAUAGUAAUGUUAAAAGUUCAUCCACGGACUGCUGGGCAGCAGAAUCAGGUAAUCCGAGACAAUCCUGUGAUUUAUACUGACAAUGGCCGGCAGCAGGGCAUCAUAUUGCUGAAGCUUCAGACACCAGUAACAGAUGUCCCACUUGCUCGGCUACCAGACUGCAGGCGUCGUCUUAAAGCAGGCGAUGUUGUUCAGCUGGCAGGAGAGGCAGCAACGACAACCGGCCACAAUAAUGAGCGAUUAAGAAAUCCUGCUAUUCCAACACAUCUUCAGUGUGUCGACAUGGAAGUUGUUCGGGUUUCCCAAGUCCAUCAGGCACAUGGCCAUGUAUUCUAUGCUGAAGCACCAAACAAGGAUGUAUGCUAUGGAGAUUCUGGUGGAGCAGUGGUGUACAACGACAUGAUUUAUGGUGUGAUCUCUUUUGGUGGACCAGACUACGCAUGUCAGAAACCAGCUAUCAACAUGGAUGUGUGUGAAUACCUGUGGUGGAUAAAACAAACAAUUGGGCUUAAAUAAAACAUGAACUAUCAUGUAAUAAAAAUCUCAUCAAAUUUCAUCUCACAUAUAAUUUUAUAAUUGUAUCUUCAUCAGUUUGAUCCACAUGUUUGUAGAAUUAGAAUAAAUCAAUAGGUUUUUUUUCUCACCUAAUCUUGACCUCCCUAAUGGAGCUUUCUCUGCACCUCAGAAAUGAAAAUUAAAUCAAUAAAUGCAUGAAAAAGAAA